Messenger RNA from Rosa chinensis, 676 nucleotides. RefSeq lists its product as uncharacterized. NCBI's taxonomy places the organism in Eukaryota, Viridiplantae, Streptophyta, Magnoliopsida, Rosales, Rosaceae. The record is from RefSeq and is a predicted model, not a curated record. The coding region runs from base 58 to 615 and encodes 185 amino acids. The transcript is spliced from 3 exons.
CGUAAUCGAAGACCUUCUCAGAGAAAGAGACUGCUUUACAUUCAAAUCGAACCAGCUAUGAGUAUCUGGAUGAUCUGCAACCAGGUGUACCAUAAGGCUCCUGGUAUGCUUUUUGUUUCAGGGUUCCUGAAGAAAAUUAUGCGCCACUUUCUUGGGCUGCUCCGAGUGUUUCGAGGAGAACAAGAUACAGCCGCCAGCGCAAUUGGCCAGCACCAGAAGCAGGCUCCGCCGGCGAAGCUUCAUGAUCCUCGACCGGGAGAACUCGAGGAGAUUCUCAUCGCUACUGUGCAAACAGGUUGCAGGGUAGAAGAACUUGACCCUUCUGAUGACAGGCAUUGUAGGCUUUGCGAUACAAGUGGUGAUCAUAGUACUGAAACGUGCCCCGAAAGAUCCAAGGCAUAUGUAGUGCUUUGUGGGAUUUGUGAUGAUGGCCCAUGCGAAAAUGAGGCUGACCACAAGGAAGAACAUUACGAAGAACUCCUUUGUUGUUAUAUUUGUAACAAGGUUGGUGAGCACUGGACUGAAAAUUGCCCUGACAACGAUUGUGACUUCGAUCCUCCCAACGGCUGGGACAUUACAGAGAAUAAACGGAUAGAUUUGUUCCCUCCGUUAUAGGCUAUCAGUGCCAAUAUCAGCUUAGCUUGUGAUCCUCAAAUAUUUUUAAAUUUACCAUAUU